Molecule: messenger RNA, 1741 nt
Organism: Ilex paraguariensis (yerba mate)
Lineage: Eukaryota; Viridiplantae; Streptophyta; Magnoliopsida; Aquifoliales; Aquifoliaceae
Source: the annotation of a GenBank genome assembly
AUGGAUGUCUUGUACCUAUACCUUCCUCUGGUCUUGUUAGUUUUCUAUAUCAUCACCCGAUAUUUCCUCCACAAGCUCCAAAAUCUUCCUCCGAGUCCUUUUCUAACCCUGCCAUUAAUUGGUCAUCUCUACCUAUUGAAGAAACCUUUCCACCAAACACUAUCCAAAAUAUCGUACCAACAUGGUCCAGUAGUUUUCCUCUGGUUUGGCUCCCUCCCCAUCCUUAUUGUCUCCUCCCCAUCUGCUGCUGAAGAAUGCUUCACCAAGAACGACAUUGUCUUCGCCAACCGCCCUCCCCUUCUCAUCGGAAAAUACCUUGGUUACAACCACACCAGCCUUGCUUGGGCCCCAUAUGGUGACCACUGGCGAAACCUCCGUCGAAUUGCUUCCCUUGAAGUCUUAUCCUCCCAUCGCCUGCAGACACUCUCCCACAUCCGCCUUGAGGAGGUCAGGACAUUGAUCUGCCAACUCUUUCGAGUCUCAACCGAGAGUCCGGAUAGGACAGUGGAUAUGAAAUCAGCCUUAUUUGAACUCACGUUUAAUGUCAUGACAAGAAUGAUUACAGGUAAAAGGUAUUAUGGUGAGAAUGUAGAGAACUCGGAAGAAGCUAAGAGGUUUCAAGAGCUAUUAGCCGAGAUGACUAGGGUGUUACCCGAGUCACAAUUAUUAGAUUUCUUGCCUUGGAUGCGCUGGUUUGGAUUCAGAAAAGUUGAGGAGAAUUUGAUAGUGAUACACGAGAAGAGAGAUAAGUUCAUGCAGAAUUUAAUAGAAGAGUAUCGCGGAAUGGAGACUAAAAGUCUUUCUGCUGCUGAUAGAGGGAGGAAGAAGACAAUAAUUGAAGUUUUAUUGUCUCUCCAUCAAGAAGAACCUGAAUACUAUACAGAUGACAUCAUCAGAAGCCUAAUGCUGGUACUACUGCAAGCAGGAACUGAGACUACAGCUGGUACUAUGGAGUGGGCAUUUUCUUUUUUGCUCAACAAUCCAGAAGUUUUGAAGAAGGCACAAGCUGAAAUUGACCUCUGUGUGGGACAAGACCGUCUGAUUGAUGACUUUGAUGUAGCCAAACUUCCUUAUCUUGGCUGCAUCAUCAACGAGACAUUAAGAAUGCAGCCAGCAGCCCCUCUUCUGAUACCUCACAACUCAUCAGACGAGUGCAUGGUAGGAGGUUUUCGCAUUCCACGUGGAACCAUACUAUUGGUGAACGCAUGGGCCAUACAACAUGAUCCUAAGAUAUGGGUCGACCCCAAGAAGUUCAAGCCUGAGAGAUUUGAAGGUUUAGAAGGGACUACAGACGGAUUCAAGUUGAUGCCUUUUGGGUCAGGGAGGAGGGGAUGUCCUGGGGAGAGCUUGGCCCGUCGUGUACUUGGAUUGGCUUUGGGGUCGUUAAUUCAGUGCUUUGAUUGGGAAAAUGUUCGUGAGGAGUUGAUUGACAUGAGUGAAGACAUCGGAUUCUUAACAUCCAAGGCUCAACCCUUGAUGGCUAAAUGUUGUCUCCGUCCUACCAUGGUGAACCUUGUCUCGAAUUUGAACCAAAUUUAAAACCAUUGAAGGUCUCUUCCUAGAGAAUAAAGAGCUGGGAGGAUUAUUCUUGCCAACUGGCAUAUGUGAAGUGUUUUCGUCGCAGUUUUUCAAUAUGUAUCCUGUGGGAUUAUUUUCUUAGUUCUGAAUUUUCUCAGAAGAGACUCGGUCUUCCACGAAGGCUCUGUACUUAUUGACUUCAACUGCUCUCUUCGAACUGGCG